Molecule: messenger RNA, 1927 nt
Organism: Corylus avellana
Lineage: Eukaryota; Viridiplantae; Streptophyta; Magnoliopsida; Fagales; Betulaceae
Product: transcription factor bHLH145
Molecular function (GO): protein dimerization activity
Source: RefSeq, a predicted model, not a curated record
CUUUUGCACAGUAGUGUUCGAGUUAUAAGCUGGAGUUUUUAGUUAGUUUCCUUCUUCCUGAUAGAGAGAGAAUAUAAUCAGCUAUUUCUAGGCCUAAAACAUCCUUCGGGUGAUUGUUUUGGUUGGAUGGGAGGAGACUGUGGAACCUGGUUUCCUCAGCUGGAUUUUCAUUGGCAAUCAUCCAAUUUGAAUUCAUUGGGUGCUCCCCUUGACAUGGGGCAGCAAAAUCCCAUCUCUGCAUAUAUAAACCCUGGCACUAAUAUGGCUUCUACAAAUGGGACUGUGCCAGUAUAUGCAUCUUCUAAACUACUACCGCAUUCUCGGGUAGGCCAAGCAAAUGAACCCCAUGGUUGGUUUUAUUGUUUGCCUCGAUUCCGGCAAUCCUUCACUCCGUACUCAAACUACACCAUUGGCGAUGGCAGACUUCCUGCUGACCCUUAUCGGAGCUGCGGGGAGCCCAUAACACCCAAUGCAGGGUCUGAUUGCGGCCAGAAGAGGUUUGUUGUUGUUGAUCAAUCGAGGGACCAAACCACUUUGAUCUUUAGUUCUGGGAUUGGGUCUCCUGUCCAGUGCCUUACUUCUUUGAGGCCAAAACCUAAUGCCGCUUGUAAUAUGAAUGGGGAAGAUCUUGGGAUUAAAAGAGAUUCGAAUUAUCUCGCGGGACCAAUAUUGACCGACGAAUUUAAUGAAAAUCCCAGAACUGAUUUGCAAAGCGAGAUGCAUGAAGACACAGAAGAACUCAACGCCUUGCUUUACUCAGACGAUGAGAGUGAUUAUACUGAAGAAGAUGGUGAAGUUACUAGCACAGCUCAUUCACCCUGUACAAUGGCAUCUCAUGAUAAGAAAGAUUGGUACGAGGGAAGUGCUGAAGAAGUUGCUAGUUCUGCUGGACCAACUAAAAAGCGGAAACUAUGUGAUGGAGGUUAUGAUCAUUUGCCAUCACUGAUGGACACUGCAAGUUCUAUGAAACCCGAUGGAACCUUCGACGAAUAUGAAGCUGAUGCGGAAUCUAGUUGUGCCAAUGGCAACAAUGCAGGGUCAGGAGAAACAGGUUGCUUAUCAGGCAGCAAGAAGAUGAAGAAGGAGAAAAUACGCGAGACUGUGAACAUUCUGCAAAGCAUGAUUCCUGGUGUUCGGGGCAAGGAUGCAAUUGUUGUUCUUGAUGAAACCAUCCAUUACUUGAAAUCUUUGAAGCACAGAGCCAAGGCUUUAGGACUCGAUGCUCUCUGAGAUGCAGGAUAUAUUAAAAUUUCCUAGUAGUGUUAUAAGUAGUACGUGGCAUUAUCAGAGUUCUAAGUGGCAUGUUGGGUGUGAAUUUGUGAAGAUAAAGCUUGAAUACACCUUCCAAGUCUUUGUUGAAUGAUUAAGUUGGAAAUCAGCAGCCUUGGCUUGUAGAAUCUAUUCGCUCUUUGAUUUCUAGAGAGAGGAAGGAAGAGGUGCGGUAUAUUAUGUCCCAAUAAAGGGUGGUGAAUCAUUAGUCUUGUCUUAGGGUCUAGAGAAAGUAAUACUGAUCACACCUGGGCGUGGGAUGUGGGGUGUGGAUGAGAAGACUGGUUGUUGUUCCUGAAGGGGACCCAGAUAAGAGAAGAGCGUGCACGCCCCUUGGGUGUCUUGGGACCCAAUUUACACUUUCACUUUUCUCACUCUUUUUGUAUUCUUGUCAUGUUUAAUUGCUUGUGGGGUUAUCUUUUUCCCUUGAUGUAGAAAUCUGCACCAGCCAAAAAGCCGUCCACUUCAUCAUGCAACUUGCUGGAGAGGGCCCUGAAAAAUUCACCAUUUUCACGCAUCCUUUGAAGCCCAAAAAGCUCUUUUUGGGGGAAUUUUAUUUUCCUAUUUAUGGUUUAUUAUUAUUAUUAUUGUAAUUUGAUCGUCGGACGAACGGCUGUUGUUGUGUUUAUUAUUAUUAUUAUUAUUAUUAUUACUAGUA